This is a messenger RNA of Penicillium salamii, 1410 nucleotides long. The record is from the annotation of a GenBank genome assembly. Lineage: Eukaryota; Fungi; Ascomycota; Eurotiomycetes; Eurotiales; Aspergillaceae.
AUGGAGAUUGACUAUGCCGAGCAACGCACGCUGCCUGAAGAUAAUCCGAGCCCCAAUUCACCCAGAUCCUCAUUCGUCGACUUUUUGAAAAGAGGCAGUUAUCAUCUACGAAGAUCUAGCAAGCAGGAGAACUCCCCUGCGUCAAAUUCAACAAUUCCACCCGUCGAACCAAACCCACCUACCGAUCCCGAGAAGCUUGACCACUCACAACCCUUUACAGACAUCACUGGGGAUCUUAAAGAAAAGGGCCAAGAGAAUGAGGCCGUGGCAGCCCUAGAAACUUCCAAACCAGAAAGAUCAGCCUCAGAGACCGCAGUCGCAAAUGAAUCCAUCCUGCGCAAACAGAACCCGUUUAACCUCGAUUCGAUCAUCUGGGACGAUUCCUCAAGAGAUGGCUUAAACCGACGCGCAUCAGUUGAUUUGGACGAUAUGAUCGCGCGUCUCUUACAGGCCGGACAAUCAAAAGCGACAAAGAAAUUCUGUCUCGAACCAACCGAAAUCCUAGCUAUCUGCUCAAUCGCACGAAACCUAUUCCUCUCUCAGCCCGUCCUUCUAGAGCUUAAUGCCCCCGUCCAUAUCGUGGGUGAUAUCCACGGCCAAUACACGGAUCUACUUCGUAUCUUCGAACUAUCCGGAUACCCUUCUACCACCAAUUAUCUUUUCUUGGGCGAUUACGUCGACAGAGGGAAACAAAGCCUCGAAACCAUACUUUUGCUGCUAUGCUACAAGCUCAAAUACCCCGAAACCUUCUUCCUCCUCCGAGGAAACCAUGAAUGCGCGAAUAUCUCCCGUAUCUACGGAUUUCACGACGAGUGCAAGCGCAGAUCCAGUAUUAAAGUCUGGAAGACAUUUACUGACGUUUUUAACUGUCUCCCCAUCGCAGCCGUCGUAGCAGAGAAAAUCUUCUGCGUCCACGGCGGCCUCUCUCCUAACCUUGCUGAUAUGAAUGAUAUUCGAAAUAUUGUUCGCCCGACCGAGAUACCCAGCCAAGGCCUCCUGACUGAUCUGCUUUGGAGCGAUCCCGCAAACAUUAAAGACUGGGGACCGAACGACGAUCGUGGUGUUAGCUGGACUUUUGGGCGUAAGCCCGUUGCGAAUUUCCUGAAGCGACAUGGCUUGGAUUUGGUGUGCCGGUCACACAUGGUGGUGGAAACAGGUUAUGAAUUCUUUGGAGAGAGGAAUCUUGUGACUAUCUUCUCUGCGCCAAAUGUAAGUCUCCUUGAUUUUGUCGUGAGGCACCGACUGACGUGUGCCAAGUAUUGUGGCGAGUUCGAUAAUUGGGGGGCUAUCAUGACAGUCUCGGAUGACUUACUUUGUAACUUCAAUGUUAUCAAAUCACCAGUUCUCCCUUCAACCAACGGCCGAGUGAGGAGAAAGAGCGAAACCAAGGCGUGGGAGAAAGCUCUGUGA